AUGACUGCUUAAUUUAAGGAAAGUAUUUUAAUUCGUACACUCAAAGUUGUGAAAAUUGCUCAUAAUAAUGCAUUUCUUGCUAUGAUGGUUCAAAUUGCACAAGCUGUACCUAAUCAUAUUUUUUAGAUUAUAAAAAUUAAGUAUGCAAUUCAACUUGCUAACAAGGUGGAAAAUUGCGCAAUUUGCAAUCAAGCUGAUACAUGUUUGUAAUGUAAUUAAGGUUGGGAUCUAAGUAGCGAUUAAACUAUCUGUCUCUAUAGUCUAUGCUCUACGAAAGGGAUGUAUUAUGAUUCAAAAGAAAAUACAUGUAAAUAUUACUGCAGCGAAGGUUACAAUUAAUAAACCGCCACAUGCUCGUAGAUUUAGAAGGUAUAAAACUUAAAAACAGACAUAAUUUAGAUAAACAACAACUAAGAUAAAGAUAUUUAGUAGAUUCUAUUAGUUGAAAUAUAAGGAAAUCCUACUAUAAUUGCUAUUGACAGCACUAUGGUAGUAUACUAUUUAUACCCAGAACUCAAGCCAUACUAUAGUAUCUCCUUAAAUGCCACUUCUUAAUUGACUUAUUCUACUUAGAAUUAUAUUAAUAUUCUAUUGAAUGAUUAUUUGACAAUAGUCAGAAUUAACAUACUAUCAAAUAGCGUUGAAUCAUAUUAACUUCCUAUUUAAUUCGAUGCUGUUUUUUAAUAAGGAUCUUAUCUUUUCAAUUUAAAUUAAAAUAACAACUUAUUUUCAUUUUCUAUGUUUAACUUAGAUACUGCAUUCAAUCUUACAUCAUUUUAAAUACAGUUACAAUAGCAAAGAAUACUCUAAAAAAGCAAUAAUUUAGACGCAGUAGAUAAUGAUUAAACUUCAGAGGAUUAUGUUUUUGAAUUAAAUAAUCAUUUCAAAACUCCAGAAAAAAAAUUUUAAAUGAGAAACUUGUAAAAAAAUUAGUUAUUAUAUGUGGAUAGUAAAGGUUGCAACGUUUAUGCCCCAUCAAAUUUAAACACAACAUCAUAGCUGAUUACAAAUCCACUAAUAGAUGUGAAUUUACCUCUAGUAUAGAAUAACAUUUAUGCCUCGUUAAGUACUUCAAUUUAAUCAAAUAAUAAAAUGAAAAUCUAAAAAAAUAAUAUGAUAUUUUUUAUUGAAGAAAUGAAUACAAUACUUUUUUACAACAUAGAGUAAUAAUCUUUAUAUUAUGUAAACGCCUCAAACACAACCCAAAUAAGUAUGCUAGGAACAUUCAGUUAAGGCUAAUUGUUGUGUACUAAAUAUGUUAAUAAAACAAUUAAUUUGCUAUUUUUGAAUACUAGUUCUCUUUCCUCUGGUUUUGUUUUGCCUUUAACUUAAAAUUCUACCAACUAAAUUUUAAACUACGACUAAAAUGCAGUGUUUUAAAUUUAUGGAAUUGGAGCGCUAGUAGGAUGUUAGUCUUUAGAUUAAUAAGAUUUUAUCUUGUUUUAAGGAUAAUUAGGGUUUUAAGCAGUUAGUUUAGGUAAAAUAAUAAGAAAUGAAACUUUAAACACUUAAGAGAAUAAUUAUAAUUUUAAUGCCCUCUAAAAUUAAAACUAUGAAAGCCUAUUCAAAAUAGACAAUACAUUUUUUUAUACAUUUUCUUAAAUUGGAAACUAGUACACAAUAAAAUUGCUAAAAUAAAUUAAUCAAGAAAUAAAACAAAUCUAUUCAUUCAAUUUUACUAAUGAAUAUUACUUCUUUAGCUAAGCACCUACUUAUUAAACAGUGAUUUUCGAUAACACCAAGGGAAAAUUAAUAAUUGCUAAUAGAAAUGAAUUAGAAAUAGUUUCUAUUUAAUAAACAAACAGUUAUUAAUCUAGAAACUACAGUACUUAUGGUGGAGGAAAAAUAUGGUAAAUGUAUGGAGAUAUUAUUGGAGUUUAUAACUUUACAAGUUACAACGCUAUAUGCUUUGUUUAUUAAUUUGGCUUUAAUUUUAUAUUUUUCUAGUAGCACUAAUAAAAUUUUUAGAAUUUCGUAGAUUUCUAAAUUGAUAAAGUCAUAAAUAUUGACCAAUACUUAAUCCUAUAUAAUGAUUUAGUUUAGAGAAAUUUAAUAUUUGAUUUGACCUAACAAAGAUUUUUCUAAUUAAAUAUACCUAGCAAUUCUUAAAAUUAAACUUUUAUCAUUAAUAGUUACUAAUACUUACUUGCUCUUGUUUAAUUAAACGAUUCUUCUAUCAAGCUUUAUGUGAUUAAUGGUAAAUAAGGUGUUGUUGGGUUUGAUUUAAAUUUUUACCUUGCAGAUUAGGAAAUAAGCAGCUUGUUUACAUCUUUUUAAGAUAAAAUAUACAUUCCUUCAAAUACCAGUACUGCAGUUGUAUUUUAAUACAAUAAUGGAGCCCUAACUUUUUCUAAUAGUUUCUUCUACAAUACUGAUUAUUUUAUUUAUAACUACACACAUUUGUUCCUACUCUCUACCUGCAAAUAUUUUUAAUCGCCAGUAGUAACUCUAUUUAAUACAUAAAAAUAAAUAAAUACUUAAAUUCUGUUUUAGUAUUUAAACUCAUUUUUAUUUUAAAAUUAAUUUAUUGUAUUUUACCAAUCAUUACCUAUUGUCCUAUAUAAUACAGAUGUUAUAGGAGCAAUAUCAACUAAAAUAUAUAAUGUAACAUCAAAUUUAACACUAAGCUAUUAAAUUCAAACUCCUAUGACAAACUUCUAAAUAGUAAGAACCUAUGUUAUAUAUACUAGUUAAUCAAUAAGUUAUAGCUACAACGUGGCUACAAAUACCUCAAAUAGCCUUCCUCAAUAUCCAUUCUCUACUCAAGCCUAAAUAAAAUCUGCUUUUAUUUAUGGGAGUGUAUCGCUUUUGCCUGUCAAUUUUCCUACUUAUAAUUUCAUUGGUAUUUAUAGCUUAAAUAAAUAAUCUUAUGUGUAGAAAGUGGUAUAAUAAGGCAGCUAAAUUCCGAAAUUUUAACCUUCAUUUUAAAAUGAGCUAAUUACUUAUGAUACUUUAUAUUCGUAAUCUGUAUUCUUAAUAGACGCAUUGAGUAUGGUUUAGAUUCCAAAAUGGUAUACUAUAGAUUAGACCAUUUAUUACUAACAAAAAAUUUUUUUCACAAUCUAACAAACUCAAAUAGGCUAUAUUGAUGUAAAAAAUAAAACAGCAUAACUCUUAAUCAAAAGCGAUAAUAUAUAAAUUCUUUAUGGCUACACUGUAUUUUAAAACUAGGUUUAUUAUGCUGCUAAUUUAAAUAAUAAUAUUUAUUUAUUUAACUCUACUUCUCCUCAGCCUAUGUUUUAAAUUCCUGUAAAAAUUGCUAUUUAUUUUGAACAAAUAGUAAAUAUGAUGAUCGUAUUUUAAUAAAACUAGUAAGUGAUGCAAGUUUAUUUAUUUUAAACUUAACAAAAUUUAUAUAUUUAAAUAUCGAAUUAGAAUUUAAUUAAAUAUAAAGUUAAUUAUUACUACUUUAAUUCUCUCAAUCUUGUACUAAUAACUGUUGAUAACUAGAUUGGUUAUUUUAUUAAUUAUGAAAACGCUUCAUAUUUUUAACUAAAGCUUGGCUAAUAUCAAAUAUAAUUCCAAGAUGGAUUAUUUAGUAAAGAUAAUUAAAUUGUUACCUUUUAAUAUACUAAUAUCUUCCUAUUUAAUAUAUCUGUAAAUGGAUUAUAAUAAAUUUAGAUAUAAAUCAAUUAAUAAUCAUAAACUUGCUAUAAUAAGCAAUCUCUUUUGACUUAGAUUCAUUUUAACAAAUUUGUUCUGUAUAAUUCAAUGUAAAAUACAAUUGGAAUUUCAUUUUAAUCCUUUAACUAUGGUGUGCAAGGAUAGUAUAUUUUUACUCAAGAAUAAAUGGAUUUAUUAACUCUGGUAUCAUAGAAAUCUUUUGAAAUUUAUUAACUCUCAACAUUAACUUAUUUAAGAACCACAUUAGUGAGUGGAUUAUAAUUAAAUCCUUAUUUAGCAGUAACAUACUCAAAUGAAAUUAUAAUACCUAGUGGAAAUUGGUUUUAUGUUAUAGAUACAUCAAGCUAAAUAUUCAAAAAAUAAGUUAACCUCAAUAAAUCUACAAAAAUAAAUUUUAUUGUGUUUGAAGAUUUAAAUUAAGUUGCAUAAUUAAAUUAAAACUCAGGAAUAAUAGAUGUCAAAAAUAUUUCAGAUUUUUCAUUAUCUUAACAAAUCAAAUUAAAAACUCCUUUCACAAAAUCUAAAUACAACUUUUUUUCAUUUAAAAUUUCCUCUGCUGAAAUAUUAGUCUUUCCUUCUAAGUCAUAAUAUCAUGUCAUUAAUAUUUAAACAAAUAGCUACUAGAUAUACAACAUAUCUUAUUCUUGUCUUUAAAUAAACAAAAGUUACUAAUUCACUAAAAUAUAUAAAACAUAAUAAUAAUUAUCAGGAAUAAUAGUUUAAACAGAUUAGUAUAUUUCUUUAUUUUACACCAACAGCAGCUUUAGUGUUUUGGACACUAAUUUAUAAAAAGAAUCUUCGAUUAUUGGAGUUGCUCAAUAUCCUUACUAAUUGGAGAUAAAUAAAAAUUUGAUAGUGUUUUAAUUAUAAUCUAAUAUAACUGUGUUUUAGAUUUCUUAUGAUAGCUCUUAAAAUAUCAUUUUUAAGCAGAUUUAUUAAUACGUUUUUUCGAAUUAAACCAUGCAAACAUUCUUCAUCAACUUUGAUAAUAAUUUGCAAUAUUUGCUCUACUCUAGUAAUUUUUAUACAAGUGUAAUUGACUUAUCAAAUAAUUAGCAAAUAGCUCAAAUUUAAAAUGCUGCUUAAUACAAUUAAAAAAUUAUAGCUGAUAGCAAUUAUUUCUAUUUAAUAGGAAUAUCAAAUUUUAUUUUAUAUGAUAAAAAAACAUUAUCAAUCAUAAAUUCAUAUAUAGUUAAUUAGUUUAUCUACUCUAAUAUUUUUAGAGUUUAAUAUGUAGAGAAUGAGUACUUCUUGGUAUUUUUGCAAUACGGACUCCACCUUAUCAAGAUGAACUAUUUCAAAACUUCUUUAAUUUAGGCAUUUAAUAAUCUUGAAAAAUCUUAGAUAAUUAAUUUGAAAAAAUUUUAUAAUUCUCAAAAUGCUCUUUAAACUGUAUAAAUUGUAGGAUUUUGUGAUCAUACACUAUUUAAUGUAGAAAUCAAUAAUUUAGAUUUAAAUAUGAACACAACUUAAGCUACUGUUGAAAUAAUUAAUCAGCCCACAUAGUUAUAGACGAAUUAACAACACUAUGCGGCUUAAUACUAAGUUUAAUAACAAAACAAGAUGAUUGGAUUGUACAAAAUAAACUUUGAGUAGGUAAGCUAAAAUAUGUCAAAUAUUAUAGUGUACUUCCCUAACAUAUUUAAUGGAUCUACUGCAAUUUAAAUUUCUUCUUCAGAUGAUAAUAUGAAUAUAAAUAAUUUGAUACUAACUGAUAGUAGUUAUUUGAACCCGAUUUUCAGUAAUUUAAUCUUUUUAAAUAUAUAGCUUUCAAUAUAAGUAUAAUAAUAAUAAGCAUAAUAAUUACUGAAUCCAUUUUUUAAUUUAAAUAAAAUUAUUUUUGAUAAAGUAUAUUUAUAAUUAUUUAAUGACACUGCAACUUUCUAUGUGAAUGAUUGCCUUGUAGUUAUAAUUGAAGAAUUAAUAAUAUAAAACUAGAAUUUAGAGAGAAAUUAAGUUGCAAUACAAUUUUAGAAUGUAAAUUAAUUAAUUAUCAAUAAGCUAAACAUUCAAAAUCUAAACACUACAUCAAUAUCAUCAAUAAUUUCAUUUAAUAACAUAAACACAAUAAAUGUUAAUUUAAUUUAGAUUUAAAAUUCUAGAAUUUAAUUUAAUGUUAUGAACUUCUUUAACUGUAGUGCAAUAAAUAUUUCUCAGAUAACCAUUCAGAAUAUAUAAUUUACUCAUGAUAGCAUUAUUAAAUUCAUCAGAAUUACUUAAUUAAAUAUAUAAAGUUUUAUAGUUAGUUAAGUUCAUAAUUUAGUUACUACAAGAUUACUCAAUAGUAUAUAAGAUUUAGAAGGUGGAUUCAAUUAAAACAGCUUAGGCAACUACUUAAUAGAAAUUCAAGGAUGCCAAAUAAGUAGUUUCUUAAACUUUUAAGUCAUAUAAAUUUAAAAUGUUGGUAUUUUGAAAUCAACUAAUUAUAUAUAAAGUAUUAAUAAUUAAUAUUCUAAUUAAUUAAUAAACUUUAAUGGUAUUAAUAUUCUGGAAUGUUAAAACAACUUAGCCUUUGAGAUAUUCUAUUUAAUUGGGUAAAGCAUAACAAUCACUAAAUUAUUUAUGUAAAAUGUUUAAUUAAAAUUCUAAGCUAUCUAUUUAGAAACUGAAAACCAAGGGUCUAUUGGGUAAUCUUUAUUUGACAAUAUUAACUUAGUUGAUUAUUCUGUAAUUUACUUAACUGGAGGUCAAAUAAAUAUAUCAGCUUCUAAUUUUACAAAUAUUUUUUCAUAAAAUUCAGCAGCAAUCAUAUGUGAGUAAUCUUAAAUACUUUAAAUAGAUUAAUCUUAUUUCUAGAAUGUACACUGCAUAAAUUAAACAAGUGAAAAAAUAUGCUAAGGCGGUGCUGUUAAAUUAUAAUAAAUAAACAGGAUUAAUCUUCUUUCAAAUAAUUAUAAUUAUACUACUUCAAGUUAUUAAGGAGGAGCUUUGGCAAUAAUUAACCAAAAUAAUUAUCAAAUAGUUAUAGAUUCAUCUAUUUUUACUAGUUGUGCUGCAUCAUACUCAUCAGGAGGAGCAAUUUAUUUUGAAUAUUCCUAGAAUAUAACAAUAAACAACUCUACAUUCAUAAACAAUACUGCUUAGCUUGAAAGAGGAGGAGCUAUUGCUUUACAAGAUUCUGAUUUGCUUAACAUUACUAACUCAAGCUUUUAUCAAAAUGAGGCUUAAAUUGGAGGAGCGAUCUGGUAUGGACCAGGAGAUUAAACUUUUAAAAAGUACUAGAAAAACUUUCUAUCUAACAAAUUUAUAUCAAAUAUUGGACUAUUUUAUGGAUAGAACAUAGGAUCUUGCCCAACACAAAUCUAAAAAGUAACUUCAUAGGGGUAAGUUAUAUUUUCAAAUUAGAUAGUUGGUUUAUCAAGUGGUAGCACUCUAACUGAGAAGGUUUAUUUUAAUUUCUUUGACGAAGAAAAUAGAGUCUUAAAUUUCACAAACUCUGAAUUAUAUCCUCAAUCGUUAAAAAUCUAAAAUGAAAGAAUGGGAUAUUUUAUGAAAGUAAUAAACGAUCAAAAUCCCAAUUUAUAAAUUUUGUAAGGUAUAUCACUAGAAAGAGUAAAAGAUACAGGGUCAUUUUAACUUUUAUUGUCAUCUACCUACAAAAAUAGUUAGUAAUAAAGUGUCAGCAUAUAAUCAAAUCCCCUUGUAAAUUCACAGUAGCUAAACUACAAUUUAACUUUGAUAUUUAGACAAUGUUUGAGAGGUGAACUUUAAAUUGCUAAAAAUAAUUUCAUUGAGUGCUAAGAGUGUGGAUAAGGAAAAUAUUCUUUAGAUUUACCAACAACUUAAAAUUAAAAUAAUUUAAUUUGUAAAUCAUGCCCUGACCAGGCAACUAGCUGCUAAAAAGAUCAAAUUAUUUUAAAAGAUGGGUUUUGGAGAGAUUCUGUUCUUUCUGAUGUAAUAUAUGCUUGCGUAUCUGAUGGAUGCUCAGAAAUGUAUGAAGGAUAAAUAAAAAGAUGUAAACCUGGAUAUAUUGGAACUCUUUGUGAUUCUUGUGAUGGAAAUUCUAGUAUAUGGGGUUCUUAGUAUGGAAAAAAGGGGAACUACUGUGAAAAGUGCAAAAAUCUAACAAAACAAUAUGUUUAUUUUGCUUUAAUCAUUAUUGGAUAUACUUUUUAUGCUCUUAUCUAUGUCUUUAAUAUGAUAGAUAAAAAAAUUUUAGUUAUGAAAUUGAUUAUUUUUAGAAAGAUGGAGUUGCUGAUGACAAGUAAGUCAAUUUACUAAGGAGAAUCCUUUAAUUUAUGGAUUAAGAUACUAGUUCAUUAUCUUUAAAUUCUGUCUCUUAUGUCUGGGUUAAGUAUCUAAUAUCCUAGUUUCUUAGAAAUUUCAGUUGGAAUAUUUGGAAAUCCUUCUAGUUUGACACUUCUAAGCUUAGAUUGUUUAAUCAAGACAACAAGUUACUAUCCUAUUUGGUACCACAGAAUAAUAACUCAAAUACUAAGCAUGGUUGCUCAAUACAUUCUAGUAAAUGUAAUUUUUUUGUUUAUAGUAUUAAAAAAAAAGCAUAAACAUUUGAAAAAAUUGAUAUCAAAGAUUUAUCUUAAAUCAACUUUCAUAUUUAUGUACAUCUUCUAUCAGCCUUCAAUAUCAAAGGUAAUAUUUUCUGGAUACUUUUGCACUAAGAUAGGAAAUACUUACUAUUUGAUUUCUGAUUUAAACCAGGAAUGUUAUGAUUAACCUCAUAUCAUUUUACUUUGCUCCACAAUAAUACCUCUCACAAUAAUUUGGUGUGUUGUUAUCCCUUUGAUAUUUAUUAGAAAGCUGCAUAAAAUUAAAUAAAUAAAAGAUACCAGUCUUCCAACUCUUGUUGAUAUAAUUUACGGAAUACUUUAUAAGGGCUAUAAAAAUAAAUUUUUCUACUGGGAAAUCAUAAAAAUUUAUGAAAAACUAUUGCUAAUGAUUAUAAUUAAUUCAAGCUUAGACGAUAUUAUUAAAUUAGUAUUAAUAAAAGUUAUUUUGUUAUCAUACUAUGCUUAUUUGAUUGCUAAAAAACCUCACAUAAGUGUUAACAAUAUGAAGUGCGAAAAACAGCUCAUGCUUAUGCUUAAUUUUAUUUUCUUAUUCCUCUUUUUUAUCAUUUAAGAAAGUAGACCAUCUCAAAAGUUGAUUCUAAUAGGCUAUUUGCUAAUAAUAUUCUGUAAUCUAAUAGCACUAUAUUCAGUAAUUUCUAAUUCUGGAACAAUCCUUAUCUUGUUAAAUUAGAAAGACACUUUUAUGGACAAAAUAAAGCAAAAAUUAAGAAAAAGUAUUUCUAAAUUUUAAUACAGCUCAAAAUUAAUAAAAUUUAGAAACACUAAUCUAUAUAGAACUAAUAAGCUAUGGAAAAAACUCUUAUAAAGUAUAAGAGAAAAAAAAAUCUUUAGCGGCGUAUCCUCGACAAAUUUCUUAACUAAUAAUAUUUUUAAUAUUAAAUCUCCUAACACAUUUACAAAUAAAUAGAAGAGUACUGAAAGAUAAUAUUUUUUAGCCAGUAGUAGUACUCCUUAUGAUUAACAAUUAGAUGAAUUUGAUGAUAAUUAUUUUUUAUCAUUAGAUGUUUUACAAUAGAAGGAAAAUUAAGUAAUCUAAAUACAAGAUACAUACAGAGAAAGUUAUUCCUCCUAAAAUCAAUUAAAAUUAAACACAAUAUUUAAUAAUUUAUGA
Messenger RNA from Tetrahymena thermophila SB210, 9264 nucleotides. RefSeq names its product transmembrane protein, putative. NCBI's taxonomy places the organism in Eukaryota, Ciliophora, Oligohymenophorea, Hymenostomatida, Tetrahymenidae. The record is from RefSeq and is a predicted model, not a curated record. The transcript has 16 exons.